AUGAGGGACUUCGCUUCCUGUUACAACGAACAUGCCGUCAGUAUUUCGGAUUCAUCUUGCUCUGGAAGUGGCAGCGUCGUCUCCGCCAAAGACCCAUCGGUGCAGAGGUCCGUCGCCUGCUUCUACAGGGUCAAGCUGUCCACUCAGAAGGAGCUCCUGGUAAAGGUGGCGUGGUCCAAGAGCCUAAUUGGGCAAGGCUUCUCCGUUGGCGUGGAGGACUACCCAUCUCAUCACCACCCCACACCAACGGCGAGCGCUGGCAAUUCUCUUCUUGUGAGGAAGAAGAAGGGGAGCCGAUCGCACUUGUACGGUGACACCCUUGUGGAGCUCCACUGGGACAUAUCCUCAGCUAAGUAUGUCUCCGGAUCCGAGCCUGUCGAGGGCUUCUACGUUGUGAUGAUAGUGAAUUCCGAAUUGGGGCUCUUAUUGGGGGACACGAGGGCACCCCACAUCAAGAAGCUGGAGGAAACCAGACCAGCGGCCGAAUUCCGUCUGAUAAGCCGAAGGGAGCAAGUCGUCGGCGGCACCCUCUACCUUACCAAAGCCCGCUUCGGCGAUGAAGGCCGGGACCAUGAGAUCCUAAUCAAGUGUAUGGGAGACGGCCGCGACACCAAGGAUUCGGAACUGUUCGUCUGCAUCGACAAGAAGAAGGUGGUUCAUGUGAGGAGGCUUAGGUGGAACUUCAGAGGGAACCACACCAUCUUCGUCGACGGGUCGCCGGUAGACAUGAUGUGGGACGUUCAUGACUGGUGGUUCAGCGAGACGUCGAGCCGGGCUGCCUUCAUGUUCCGCGCCAGGAGCGCGUUGGAGAGCCGGCCGUGGCUGCUGGAGGAGGAGACGGUGGACAAGGAGCAGGGAGGAGGUAAGUCUGGAUUCUCCCUCUUGAUCUACGCCUUCAGAAAUCCCUGA
This is a messenger RNA of Spirodela intermedia, 909 nucleotides long. The record is from the annotation of a GenBank genome assembly. NCBI's taxonomy places the organism in Eukaryota, Viridiplantae, Streptophyta, Magnoliopsida, Alismatales, Araceae.